AUGGCAGCCAUCUUGGAUUUCUAUUGGUUAGCGUACGAAACGAAUAAAAUAAAUGUACACUCAGCAUCACCACUGGUUUUAUCAACAGAUGCAUCCGACAUUGGUUAUGGUGGCGUUUUAAAACAAAUUACCAAAGACGGUCCAAAGCCAAUCAGCUAUUUAUCACGUAAAUUAAAUCCGGCGGAGAAAAAAUAUGGUACCACCGAAAAAGAAUGCCUAGCCAUGGUGCGUUGUAUUGAAGAAUUUAGAUCAUAUCUAUUAGGACGAGAAUUUACGGUGGAAACUGACCAUUGUCCGUUGUGUAAUUUUCAUAAAAAACCGUCCAAAAAUGGUCGGGUGGAUAGAUGGUCAAUUGGUUUAGGUGAAUAUGAUAUCGUUGAAAUAAAAUAUAAAAAAGGUAAAUGUAACUGUGAUGCGGAUUUAGUGUCAAGAUAUCCAGCAACAACAUCCAAUGACCAGAUAACAUCAAGAAACGUUAGAGGUAGAAUGAAUGGCGCACUAACUGACGAUGAAGAAGAAGCAAAUCCACAAGUUAAUGUAAUUACUAGACCAGCAGCUAAAGCAAUUACGAAUAAUAACAAUAACAAGACAAUAGCAUUAGCUGGUAAUCACACUAAAUCCCCAAAGUCAGCUCAAACAAUGACACCACAUUUAUCCACAACUGCAAUGCAACUACGUCC
Molecule: messenger RNA, 680 nt
Organism: Didymodactylos carnosus
Lineage: Eukaryota; Metazoa; Rotifera; Eurotatoria; Philodinida; Philodinidae
Source: the annotation of a GenBank genome assembly